CCUAGUCCAGGCAGCCAUAAUGAUAAACUGAUCAGUGAUAAACAAAGUUACAAAACCAGCCGAAUAAACAAAGUUAUCUUAAGUUCUUAACAAAUAAAAGCCCAAAUAUUUAUAAUUUUAUACCUGAUUCCUGAACCUCAGAACCUGAUACGGUGAGGUGAGCAGUUGAGACUUGAGAGAGGCGGAGAGCAGAGAAUCAGAGAGAGGCUGAGAUGAGAACAGACUGAACAGUGGAGACUGGAGACUAGAGAGAGGCGGAGAGCAGAGAGACUAGAGAGAAAGUGUGGUGAUAAUAAUAAUGUUAGUGUCAAGAAUUUUUGGGAGAACACUGUUUGCUGCUGCUAAAUCAGAAGCGUAUUCUGCGACAGCUGCGGCGACUUCUAUUCUGCGAAGGAACCCUCGGGACUUUGAGUAGCUGAACCCUCUGCAAGAGUUCUUUGAGGCUGAUAGGAGCGUAGAUGAUGACAAACCUGUUGUCUAUGGUCGUAGUUGGAAGGCUCCUGAACUGCGAUUGAAGUCUUGGGAUGAUCUUAAUAAGCUGUGGUAUGUCUUGUUAAAGGAGAAAAACAUGCUGAUGACUCAACGCCAGAUGCUUCAUUCACAGAAUCUACGGUUUCCUAACCCAGAGCGCAUUCCCAAGGUGAGGAAGUCAAUGUGCCGUAUCAAGCAAGUACUCACUGAGAGAGCAAUCGAAGAACCAGACCCCAGGAGGUCAGCUGAGAUGAAGAGGAUCACAAAUGCUCUGUGAUGACUUCCAACUUGUGUAUGUUCUCAAAACACUGUAUUGGGUAUGUUUGUGGACUGCAAUAUGGCCUUUUUUUCCCUUUUUUUUUUCUUAGUGCAAUUUUGACUUUUCUAGCAAUUCACCUACAUUGUUAUGGAGUAGAUGGACAAAUUGCACCAAUUUAUGAAUUGACAGAGCGUCUGUCUCCUGUUUUUGAGAUUAGUUUCACUAUAAUGAACUAGUGAUGUUAUUGAACACAUAAUUAACACUGCUCGUACCUUGUGGAUAUGUAGAAUUAUGAGCUUGAGUCA
This is a messenger RNA of Quercus lobata, 1035 nucleotides long. Its product is annotated as 39S ribosomal protein L47, mitochondrial-like. NCBI's taxonomy places the organism in Eukaryota, Viridiplantae, Streptophyta, Magnoliopsida, Fagales, Fagaceae. Gene Ontology annotation, molecular function: structural constituent of ribosome. The record is from RefSeq and is a predicted model, not a curated record. Gene Ontology annotation, cellular component: mitochondrial ribosome; mitochondrial large ribosomal subunit. Gene Ontology annotation, biological process: mitochondrial translation.